AUGGAGAGCCUCCUCGCCCUCCGCCCCCUCCCCUCCCCCUCCCCCUCCUCCCUCUUCCGCCGCCCCCGGCGGUUCCCGAGAUCAUCGACGCCGCCGCCCGUCUCCCUCCCCGCCCUCCGAUCGAGGCCUCCCUCCUCCUCCCCCUCUCCUUCCCCUCAAAGAUCACUCCUUUCUCUCCACCCCCACCUCCCCUUCCACCAUAAGCCGAAGACCCACUUCCCAAUCCGCGCCUCCUCCUCCCCGCCGCCACCGCCGCCGCCGCCGCCGUUCCGGGGCGCCAAGCCGCUGCCCCUAAUCAUCUCCGUCGCCGUCGGCCUCGCCGUCCGCUUCCUCGUGCCGCGGCCCCUCGGCGUGUCCCCGCAGGCCUGGCAGCUCCUCGCCAUCUUCGCCUCCACCAUCGCCGGCCUCGUCCUCGGCCCGCUCCCCGUCGGCGCCUGGUCCUUCCUCGGCCUCACCGCCUCCGUCGCCACCCGCACCCUGUCGUUCCCCGCCGCCUUCUCCGCCUUCACCAGCGAGGUCAUCUGGCUCAUCGUCAUCUCCUUCUUCUUCGCCCGCGGGUUCGUCAAGACCGGGCUCGGCGACCGGAUCGCCACCUACUUCGUCAAGUGGCUGGGGAGGAGCACGCUGGGGCUGUCGUACGGGCUCACGCUGAGCGAGGCCCUCAUCGCCCCCGCCAUGCCGAGCACCACCGCGAGGGCCGGCGGGGUGUUCUUGCCCAUCAUCAAGUCGCUCUCGCUCUCCGCGGGGAGCCGACCCGGCGAUCCCUCCGCCCGGAAGCUCGGGUCUUAUCUCGUCCAGUCUCAAUUUCAGUCUGCUGGUAACUCUAGUGCUCUUUUCCUAACUGCUGCAGCUCAAAACCUCCUCUGCCUCAAACUGGCGGAAGCACUAGGAGUUAUAAUAAAAUAUCCUUGGGUUUCUUGGUUCAAGGCUGCUAGUUUACCGGCCAUUGUCUCUCUUCUAGCUACCCCACUGGUAUUGUACAAGUUAUAUCCUCCUGAAAUUAAAGACACCCCAGAUGCCCCUGCUAUGGCUGCCAAAAAGCUGGAGAAUAUGGGUCCUGUCACGAGGAAUGAGUGGGCCAUGGUUGGCACAAUGCUACUUGCAGUAUCACUUUGGGUGUUUGGAGACGCGCUGGGAAUACCUAGUGUUAUAGCUGCUAUGAUUGGCUUGUCAAUACUAUUGUUAUUGGGAGUCCUUGACUGGGAUGACUGCUUGAGUGAAAAGUCAGCGUGGGACACAUUAGUAUGGUUUGCUGUUUUAGUUGGUAUGGCGGGGCAAUUGACAAAUCUUGGCAUCGUGACGUGGAUGUCUGAUUGCGUGGCUAAGUCCCUGCAAUCCUUCUCCUUGAGCUGGCCCGCCGCAUUCGGUGUUCUGCAGGCAUCUUAUUUCUUGAUCCACUACCUCUUUGCUAGCCAAACGGGCCAUGUGGGCGCUUUAUACUCUGCAUUUCUCGCCAUGCACUUAGCAGCUGGAGUGCCUGGUGUGUUGGCGGCACUAGCAUUGGCCUAUAAUACGAACCUAUUUGGCGCUUUGACACAUUAUAGCAGCGGUCAAGCUGCUGUCUACUACGGAGCUGGUUAUAUAGAUCUUCCCGAUGUGUUCAAAAUGGGAUUUGUGAUGGCCCUUAUCAAUGCCCUCAUCUGGGUAGUAGUUGGAACCUUUUGGUGGAAAUUCUUGGGUCUCUACUGACAAAUUAAACAAGCAACUGGCACUUGAUAUUUAUUCAUCAUCCCAUCUUGUCCUUACCAUUGAGCUUACUUUCCGUCCUCCGGAAGUUCCAAUUUUUGGGAGCUUUAGAUGAGAUUGUUUGAAUAAUGUACUGCUAUUUUUUGGUGCAAGCCUUAAGUUCAGAAAUUGAGUUAUAUCGUCUCUCGAUGGCGAUACAGCAACAAA
Messenger RNA from Syzygium oleosum, 1893 nucleotides. RefSeq names its product dicarboxylate transporter 2.1, chloroplastic. Gene Ontology annotation, biological process: transmembrane transport. Gene Ontology annotation, cellular component: membrane. The record is from RefSeq and is a predicted model, not a curated record. The coding region runs from base 1 to 1689 and encodes 562 amino acids. The transcript is spliced from 4 exons. Gene Ontology annotation, molecular function: transmembrane transporter activity. Lineage: Eukaryota; Viridiplantae; Streptophyta; Magnoliopsida; Myrtales; Myrtaceae.